This is a messenger RNA of Bipolaris zeicola 26-R-13, 3849 nucleotides long. RefSeq lists its product as uncharacterized. The transcript has a single exon. Bases 1 to 3849 code for a protein of 1282 amino acids. Lineage: Eukaryota; Fungi; Ascomycota; Dothideomycetes; Pleosporales; Pleosporaceae. The record is from RefSeq and is a predicted model, not a curated record.
AUGUCUGUCAUCGAUACUACCAAGGACCUGUCAGCACUCUUCUCCCAACAGGUUCAGGCUACCCCCGACUUGGUUGCUUUAGAAGACGACAAGACUACAUACACAUACCAGGAGCUUCACGACAAAGUUGCUGCGCUUGCCGACCGGCUGCGGGGUCAUGGGGUUGGCCGUGACAGCCUGGUUGGUGUCCUGUUGCCGCGAUCCGCCGACUAUGUAAUCGCCUGCUUAGCAGCACUCCGUGCAGGCGGUGCGUUUCUGGUUCUGGAAUUGGCCUAUCCUCCUGAUCUCCUUGCCGAUGUUCUUGAGGACUCACAACCUACUGUUAUAGUUACUGUCAGUGCAGAAGUCGGAAAGAUCAAGGGGUCCACACCGCUCGUUGUUCUGGAUGAAACCAGCUCAGAUAAGAACGGCCAAUUGGACGAGCACGAUCUAAAGCCUUUGCCCGAAGAGACUGAUUUGGAACGCCUGGCAUUUGUUGCCUACUCUAGUGGAACUACUGGCAAGCCGAAAGGUAUCGCCAACCCUCACAAAGCAGCAGUCUUUUCAUACAAUCUUCGAUUCGGGCUAUCUGAUCUGCAACCGGGAGACCGUGUGGCUUGCAAUGUCUUCUUCGUUUGGGAAAUCAUACGCCCGCUAUUAAGGGGAGCAACUGUUGUGGCUGUUCCGGACGAUGUGAGCUACGAUCCACGCAUGUUGGUCGACCUCCUUGCCUCCAAGAAGAUUACCGAGACUCUUUUCACACCAACCCUAUUCUCUGCUGUUCUUGCAAGACACCAGGCGCUCGCGACUCGGCUGCCGAAUCUAAAGACUGUUUGGCUCAAUGGCGAAGUAGUGACAACCGAUCUUGCACGCCGUGGUAUCAAGGCCCUCCCCAACGCCCGCUUGCUCAACGUCUAUAGCGCAUGCGAGACACACGAAAUCGCCUGUGGUGACAUCAAGGAUAUGCUUGAGAAGAUUGACAAGGAUGCUGCGUACUGCCCUGUAGGACCGCCACUUAUCGACAAAAAGUACAUCUACAUUCUGGAUGAGAGUGGCCAGAGGGUAGAAGAUGGCGAAAAUGGCGAGCUCUGCGUUGGUGGACACCUUCUUGCCCGUGGAUAUCUCAACCUUCCAGAGACAACUGAAAAAGCAUUCAUCAGGAAUCCAUACAGCUCCAAGAUUGGUGCUAGAAUGUACAGGACUGGCGACAAGGCACGCAUACUUCCCAGCGGCCUGCUCGAAAUCACCGGGCGUGUCGGCGCUAUGAUCAAAAUUCGUGGAUACUCGGUGGUACCAGGCAAGGUUGAGAACGCAAUUCUGUCCCAUUUGGCUGUCAGCCAUUGUGCUGUGAUAGCUUUUGGGGAGGGUAUCGACCGCCAGUUGGUGGCAUACAUUGUUCGAGACAAGAACACAUCGGCCGAACGCCCGGAGCUUGAGAUCGACAGGACUGGGCGCAGCUCAACUGCUAGGCGCAUGCUUAUGGCCUAUCUUGCUCAUUACAUGAUUCCUUCGUUAUGGGUUGAGAUGGACAAGCUACCAACGAGUGAUGUUUCUGGCAAGGUCGACCUCAAGGCUCUACCUCCCCCGAGACCAUCAUCACCUUCAGGAAGUGCACGCAAGUAUGAACAAAGCCCAAUUACUAUCGAACAGAUAACCCAAAUCUGGGCGUCUAUUUUGAAUGUCAGCCCAAGCUCGAUCACUCCUGAAUACAACUUCUUCGAUCUCGGCGGUCAUUCACUUCUUCUUGCGGAUCUGGCUGCGCGAUUGUCAAAUACUUUCGGUUUUCGGGUACCUGUUGCACGUCUCGCCCAACCUGCAACCCUGAAUGGACAUUUGGACACAGUUCGUGCCAUUCGCGAUGGUCAUACCGCCGAGGUGCAAGAAAACCUCCCAGCCGUAUUACGUGCAGACUCCGUCUUGGACAAAGAGAUCCAGCCAAAAGACGCCAGGGUGUGUGCACUCAAGGACGCGAAAACUGUCCUCCUCACAGGUGUGACUGGCUUUUUGGGUGCUUUCCUUCUCCGAGAUCUACUGGAGAGUACGUCUGCUCAAAUUAUCUGCAUGGUCCGAUUCGCCGAUUCCUCACAAGAUGAUAUCCCUGCCGGUAUCGCUAGGAUACGUAGGAACUUACUGGAUUUUGGCCUCUGGAGCGACAACAUCAUGGAACGUGUGGAGAUUCUUCCAGGCAAUUUGUCUCGUAAGCGAUUCGGUCUUGCCCCUGAUACAUUCAAAGAUUUGGCCGAACGUCUUGAUGUCAUUGUUCACGCUGCCGCUACUGUCAACUUGGUGUACCCUUAUGCUGCGCUGCAGAAGCCUAAUGUUGGCGGAACACGAGAAAUUCUACGUCUUGCGGCCCAGGGCGGUGUGACAGUACAGUAUAUCUCAACCAACGGAGUACUUCUUCCCGCAAAGGGCCGAGAAGGGUGGCCAGAAGACGCGAUGCUUGAUGUCAACGAUGUUGUCAAGCUUGCUGAUGGUUAUGGACAAACCAAAUGGGUCGCUGAACAACUCGCUUUGGAAGCUGGCCGAAGGGGUCUUCCCAUAAAGAUUCAUCGCAUUGGUACGAUCAGUGGUCACAGCGAAACUGGUGCUGCCAACGCAUGGGAUCUCUUGACAGCCUUGAUUGUUGAGUCUAUCAGAAUCGGUCAUUAUCCAGACGUCAAGGGCUGGCGCGCAGAAAUGACACCGGUUGACUUUGUUAGCAAAGCUAUCAUCCAUCUCAGUAACCAGACCGAAGCUGAGCAGCCAGUCUUCCAUAUCGGCGAUCCCGACCCUGUUGAUGUUAGCAAGGUCUUUGAGGAUCUCAACGAACUAGGCUACCCAACUAAACCUAUAGAGUUCACAAAGUGGAUCCAACUCUGGGAUGACAAGCGCGGCGCCGCUAAGGGUGGUGAUGGCGCGUUCACAGUUGAUAUUCUCCGCAGCGGUAUGCCCAGUAUUGAAUUUCUGAGGGAUGUUGUGGUGCUCGACAACGCGAAGACACGGCCACUUCGUCUUGCUGUAGAGCGCCCAAAGGUUGAUCAGGUACUUCUCGAGACGUACACACGUCACUGGUACGCUCGAGGCUGGCUUCCAAAGCCUCCUGUUCAUCAAGACGCUGCUGGUGGCUCGGCUCGCCUUCCCCGAAGGGGUCCUCUAUAUGGCAAGGUCGUUGUUGUUAUGGGUGCUUCAUCUGGUAUUGGUGCUGCUACUGCUACAGCUCUUGCACGAGAAGGCUGCCAUGUUGCGCUUGCAGCACGGCGUAUUGACGCUCUCGAAGAUCUGAAGAAGAGCAUUGUGGUUCGCGAGGGCAAGAUCAUCACCCAGAAGACCGACGUCACGGACAAGAGCCAAGUUGAAGCCCUUGUCGCCGCAGCAGAGAAGCAGCUGGGACCAGUUGAUAUCUUUGUCAAUGUCUCGGGAGUCAUGUACUUCACCAUGAUGGCCAACUCGUAUACCGACCAGUGGAACCAAACCGUCGACGUAAACUGCAAGGGACUCCUGAACGUCAUCGCUGCCAUCGUACCUUCAAUGCUCAAGCGCGGAAAAGGCCACCUUCUCGCCAUCUCCUCAGAUGCUGGUCGAAAGGUAUUCCCUGGGCUGGGUGUCUACUCCGCUUCCAAAUUCUUCGUAGAAGCUACACUACAGAGUCUGAGGCUUGAGACCGCUGGUACGGGACUCAAGGUCACUUCUGUGCAGCCGGGUAACGUCGCCACUGACUUGCUGGGGAUGAGCACGGAUCCAGAAGCAUUGAAGAAGUACGGUGAGCCGAGUGGAGCCAAGGUCCUUGAUCCAGAGAACGUUGCGGAUAGUAUCGUGUACGCGCUUAAGCAGCCGGAUCAUGUCAGCGUCAACGAGGUCCUCAUUGAGCCUAGAGAUGAGCCGAUCUAG